Messenger RNA from Aspergillus fijiensis CBS 313.89, 1682 nucleotides. Its product is annotated as telomere maintenance protein PBP2. Lineage: Eukaryota; Fungi; Ascomycota; Eurotiomycetes; Eurotiales; Aspergillaceae. The coding region runs from base 217 to 1638 and encodes 473 amino acids. Gene Ontology annotation, cellular component: cytoplasm; nucleus. Gene Ontology annotation, molecular function: mRNA binding. The record is from RefSeq and is a predicted model, not a curated record. The transcript is spliced from 3 exons. Gene Ontology annotation, biological process: regulation of RNA metabolic process; regulation of gene expression.
CACACCAGUCCUCCUAGUCAUCCCAAGCACCAGAAUUCCCUCUCCACCCGAUCGCCAGCACCAGCAAGUUUUAUUGGGAACUCCUGGUGUACAUAGUCGAUCACAUAAAGCAGAAGACAGAAAACAAAAGAGAAAAAAAACAAGAGAGCUAUUCUUGACACUUCGACUUCCUGUGUAAGUGAAGCAAGACUGCAAAGCUUUGGGCAUACAGAAAUCAUGUCUGCCUCUCCAUCCGCGUUGCAAUCGACCAAGCGUCCGUUGGAAGAUCCUUCCUCGCCGUCGGGUCCCAAUGACCAGCCCGAGGCCAAGCGUCCGGCUUUGGACAAAGUAGUAAAGGGCGAGGAGGCUGAGGCGUAUACCGAGGUGAAGACGGACGCCGCAGCGGCUUCCAGCGCCAGCGCUGAUGGCCAAGGAGACACCGUGGUUCCGGAUGCUCCGACUGCCAAGGGCGCUUCUUCGGAGACGCAGCCCAUCCAGUCGACUGCUUCUCACGGAGAGUCUGCAGCUGCCCAGUCUGAGCAGCGCUCUCAGGACGAGUCUAGCUGGAUUCACAUCCGUGCUGUAAUCUCCAGCCAGGAGGCUGCGACCGUCAUCGGUAAAGGUGGUGAGAAUGUUUCCCAAAUUCGUCGUCUGUCGGGAGCCAAGUGCACUGUCAGCGAUUACUCCCGGGGUGCGGUGGAGCGUAUCUUGACUGUCAGCGGCCCCCAGGACGCUGCUGCUAAGGCAUUCGGUUUGAUCAUCCGUACCUUGAACAACGAGCCCCUUGAUGCCCCUUCAACUGCCCAAUCCAAGACGUACCCCUUGCGUUUGCUAAUCCCUCAUAUCCUCAUUGGUUCGAUCAUUGGCAAGGGUGGUAGCCGGAUCCGCGAGAUCCAAGAGGCUUCUGGCGCACGUCUAAACGCUUCGGAUGCCUGCCUUCCCUUGUCGACUGAGCGGUCCCUUGUAAUCCUUGGCGUUGCGGACGCCGUGCACAUCGCUACCUAUUAUGUUGCCGUGACUCUGGUCGAGCAGCUGACUGAACGCUUCGGCGGACCGGCAGCCUCUGCCUACGCUACUCGCAGUGGUGGGCCCGCUGGAGCCGUGCCUGGAGGGAUGCAGGUUGUCCCCUAUGUGCCUCAACCCGCUGGCGGCCAAUAUGGUCACCCCGACACGUUCAAGCGCCACCACCCUCACCCCAACCGCGGCGCGGCCGGCAGCUAUGGCGUCCCCUACCUCCACGGCCAAGCUGCACCCACUCCUGUCGCCCAGCCCAACAUGCCCUACGGCGCUACUCCCCACACCCCGUACUCCGGAGCCGGCCCGCACCAGCCCGCGGCCUACGGCGGUCCGCAGGCUGCGCAGCCCCGUGCUGGUGGCGCCGGUGGUCCUGCCCCGGUUGCCCCUGCCGGUGGCGUCAUGCCUGGUCAGCCAUUGACUCAACAGAUCUACAUCCCCAACGACAUGGUGGGCGCGAUCAUCGGCAAGGGCGGAGCCAAGAUCAACGAGAUCCGACACUUGAGUGGCAGUGUGAUCAAGAUCAACGAGCCCCAAGAGAACAGCAACGAGCGCCUGGUCACUAUCACGGGUACUCAGGAGUGCAACCAGAUGGCGUUGUACAUGCUCUACUCCCGACUCGAAAGCGAAAAGCAUCGUAUCUAAACGGGUUAGUAUGAAGUUUUAGCUAGUUUAGUUCUUUUUUUCCU